GGAACACGGCAAGAAUCAAAAGACGAGAAAUAACAAUAAAGUGCAACAAAAGAAUUUCAAAUUUAAACAGUCAUUCUCACAGCUUCAGUUCUCACCAUUGUUGUCCUCACCCUCGUUGUCUGCACUCUCUUCCCUUCUCCCAAAAUUCAAAUCCAAAUCCUCACCGAAUCACAAGCUUCAAACUUCACAGGAUUACAGCCAUGGGUUGUGUCUCUUCCAAUUUAAUCAACCACAACGACGAGUUUCCUCAACUCGGUUCUUCCGCUCUCGGCCACCACAUCGUCUCCCUCACCUCCACCACCUAUGGGCUCCUCAACCUCGACCCUCCUCCUCAAUCUCCGACCACCCCUCCCACUCGCUUCACCCUAGGCUCCAUCUUCCCCAACCCACUUCGCGAACCCAAGCCCCUCUGGUCCGAACCGGAGGUCAUCAACUCCUGGGAGCUCAUGGCAGGUCUCGACACGGACAGUUUCCGCUUCUCUCCUCUGCCUCCACCCAAACCCUUCCCCAUCAAAGAUUCAAUCUUUGAUAAGGAGAACUCGAACCCAAAUCGAAACCAGUUCAAUCUUCAACAUGAAUCCAGGUUUUGUGUAAAAUCCGAUUCGAUCAAGCCAGUGCUGGACCGGUUUGAGAGAAUAUGCCCGCCCAAUGGGGAAAACAGAGUGGUGAUCUACACGACGACGUUGAGAGGCGUUCGGAAGACCUUCGAAGCUUGCAAUGCUGUGAGGGCUGCGAUAGAGGGCUUUGGAGUCCAAAUCUGCGAGCGAGACGUGUCCAUGGAUCGAGGGUUUAAAGAGGAGCUAAGGGAAUUACUCAAGGGGAAGGAGGAGAAGGAGGCGAUUGUGCCUCCAAGAGUGUUCGUGAAGGGAAGCUACAUUGGUGGGGUUGAAGAGCUACUGAGGAUAGUGGAGGAAGGUUUACUAGGGAAGCUUCUAGAAGGUCUGCCCAGAAAGAAAGCUGGGGCAGUUUGUGGGGGUUGUGGGGAUAUGAGGUUUUUGCCUUGUGACAAGUGUAAUGGGAGCUCCAAGAGGGUGGUGAUGGUGAUGAAUGAAGAGACGGGUCAGAAGAAACAGGGGAGGAUGGUUGUUAUUAGGUGCACUAACUGUAAUGAAAAUGGAUUAGUCAUAUGCCCCAUUUGUACCUGAUUAUUAUUAUUACUGGUCAGACUUGGUAGUCAAGGUGAUGUUUCUCGCUUCACCGAUCGUAUGACUUACAUCACAAAUAAUUUUUCCUUUGAAGAGGAAAAGAGUUGCUAAUGUAAAGAGAUAUAUGGUUAUGUUUU
Molecule: messenger RNA, 1282 nt
Organism: Prosopis cineraria
Lineage: Eukaryota; Viridiplantae; Streptophyta; Magnoliopsida; Fabales; Fabaceae
Exons: 1
Coding region: 201-1145 (314 amino acids)
Source: RefSeq, a predicted model, not a curated record